UUUUCUAUAACUUUAGCUUCAAGCAUCUCCACAUCACUUCAUUACCACUUUAUAGACAAUAGAACAAAAGAAGCAGAAAAAAGACAGAAGCUGCUCACAACUCACAGUCCUCUCUAUCAAUGGCUGCUCAAAUCCCCAUAGGGACACGAGGAACUAUUGGAUCGCUUGUCCGUAAAGAAAUCGACUACUUCAAAAACUUCAAUGCAUGUCCCCGGUAUGAUCCAGGGAGAGGUAAUUCUGAAGAAAACACAAAGGGUUGUGAACGAAGAGAUAGCUCAUCACGGCUGAGUUCUUGGUUCUCCAGAACAAAGUGGAGUAAGAAGAAGAAGCGGCAGAGUUGUGGUCGUGGUACUUUUUUGCCGGGUAUGUGCUCGGCGGUGGAGGUUUCCGGUGAGAAUCGAGUUCCCGGUUUCAACUAUAGGAUCUUGAAGAAUGAUGAGAAGGGCUUGCGAGCGUAGAGGAUUAUUUAUGUGGAUCACGGUAAAAAACAAUGUGGAUCUACAUAAAAAAAAAACUUUUGAUUUAUGUGUUAAUUUGUUACAUUUUAUUAUGUCAAUUAGCAUAUUCUGCUUUUCUUUUACCAGUGUAAAUUAAAAAUUAUUAUUUUAUAUAUGUCACAUAUGCAUGCUCAAGGAUUUU
Molecule: messenger RNA, 639 nt
Organism: Raphanus sativus (radish)
Lineage: Eukaryota; Viridiplantae; Streptophyta; Magnoliopsida; Brassicales; Brassicaceae
Exons: 1
Coding region: 120-458 (112 amino acids)
Source: RefSeq, a predicted model, not a curated record